CAACGCAUAUCCACCGAUCUUGAUAUUGGAGAGAUUAGUUUUACUUCUUCGCUUUGCUUGUUUGUUUCUCGGGAUACAAAUACAUCUAUCUACCUACAGGUACAUACAUACAAUACUUAAAAUAACACUCUACAUACAAUCAUACCCCAAACGCAAACAUGGAAACAGUCAAUAAUAUCGCGGCUGCUGCAUCGAAGGUUAUCUGGGGCGAGCCUCAAGAAACGACAGAUGCGGCAAAUGCAACGGUAGUGCCAGAGACGAAGGGAACGGAACCGAUUAGUGGGGAGUUGGGCGAUACGAAGAAGGGGGAGCCGUAUGAUUUGGGGAAUGCGGGGUUGAGUGCGAUGAGGAUAAGAUGUAUUAUUCCCAAACCACGCAAAACACCCCUUUCCUCCACCACCGACGGUACCACAUCUACUUUCACACCCACCGACACCACGACUCUCUCACCCCCGGGCCUCGCCGCCAAACCUCUCGAUUCCUCCUCUACCUCUACCUCCACCAUCUCUCCAACCCCCGACUCCGUAUCCCGCACGCUCGCCGAAACACACAUUGCGCCACUUUCCUCCGAUCCAUCUGAUCCUACCCCUUCCACUUUCACUUCCAUCAAACCCACUUCUGAAAAACCUUUAAUCUCCGAACACAUCAAUCCCAAUCUCCCCUCCUCAACCACCACAACCACAACCGAGCCUCCAAACCCCACCGGCAAACCCAUCGAAACCUUAACCUCAACCUCAACCGCAACCGACAAACCAAGCAGCACAGCCAACGCCCAAGACGUCCCUACCGAUCUCCAACCGCUCGGAGCAAACCCAUCAUCAUCAUCAUCAAAACCAUCAAAACCAUCAUCUGAGGCACAGGAAACCCCUGCGUUCGAAAACACAGGCGCCGGAGAAAAACAUGUCAAGAGCUCGGGGUUGGUAGCCGAGGGGGGAAACUUCGAUGCGACGAGGCCUGGGGCUGGGAGGGAGGCAAAUCGAUUGUUGGGGAAGGAGGGGAGUGCAAGUGCGGUGGGUAGUGAAGAGGACCAUGACCAUGAAAAUGAACAUGGUGAGGGAAAGAAAGAGGGAAAGUUGACGCAUUUGAAGGAGAAGAUUAAGGAGAAGUUGCAUAAGCAUUAGGGUUGUGCAUGGAUGGAUGGAUGUGUGAUAGGGGUGACAGGGGUUAUGAUAUCAUUUAUGUUAUUUUUGGAUUCGGAAUCAGGGUGAAGUUUGGAGGUUUAUUUCUUGUUCUUUUUUUUCUUGUUCUUGGGGAAUAUGGAUUUUGUAUGAUGUAUGAUGUAUGAUGAGAUGCGUUAUGAGAUUAUAUGAAACGAAAUGAGAUGAUAAUUCAUGAAUU
This is a messenger RNA of Botrytis sinoallii, 1338 nucleotides long. RefSeq lists its product as uncharacterized. Lineage: Eukaryota; Fungi; Ascomycota; Leotiomycetes; Helotiales; Sclerotiniaceae. The record is from RefSeq and is a predicted model, not a curated record. The transcript is spliced from 3 exons. Bases 159 to 1121 code for a protein of 320 amino acids.